Messenger RNA from Mauremys reevesii (Reeves's turtle), 2909 nucleotides. It is a transcript of the gene R3HDM4, whose product is annotated as R3H domain containing 4. The record is from RefSeq and is a predicted model, not a curated record. NCBI's taxonomy places the organism in Eukaryota, Metazoa, Chordata, Testudines, Geoemydidae. The coding region runs from base 82 to 897 and encodes 271 amino acids. The transcript is spliced from 8 exons. Gene Ontology annotation, molecular function: nucleic acid binding.
GCUGCGGGGAGCCGGGGCUGGCACCGCGGCCCCUUUAUCCGGAGCGGAGCCGCCCGGCCGCCUCCCUCGGCCGGCCCCGCCAUGGUGGUGCUGACGGGCCGGGAGGCCGGAGGCGGGCAGGCCCCGGAGGAGCCCUACCUGAGGAUUGAAGACUGCCUGCCUCCUCUGGGGAGCUCCCCAUCCAAGAGGGUCUCCCCCUCCAAACGGAAGCAGUACUACAUCAACCAGGCCAUCCGCAACUCCGACCUCAUCCCCAAGGCCAAGGGGCGCAAGAGCCUUCAGAGGCUGGAGAACACUCGGUACCUGAUGACCCUGCUGGAGCGGGACGAAUGUGGGAAUGACGAUGGGGAACUCACGCACUCUGCUGCCCCAAGCAUCUUCACGGAGGCCUGCAACAACGAGACAUACAUGGAGAUCUGGAACGACUUCAUGAACCGGUCUGGUGAGGAACAGGAGAGGGUCCUGCUCUACCUAGAGGAAGAGGCCAAGAAGAAGCACAAGAGGAAGCUCCCUGUUAAAGCGGAGGACAAGUGGAAAGAGCAUCCUGCUUACACGCCGAAAGAAUGUUUCCAGCGCAUCAGCCGCCGGCUUCGCACCACGCUGAGACGAGGCAGGAUCCCUAUGGUGAGACCCUGCCACGCCAUUGGUCAGGGGACCCUGGAGUGUCUGGAGGAGGAGUUACUGGCCUUUUUCUCCGUCACCCCUCACUCUGUCUACACAGCAAUGAUGGACAAUAGCUUUGAGCGGCUGCUGCUCCACGCUCUCUGCCAGUACAUGGACCUCGUCUCUGCCAGUUCUGACUUUGAAGGGAAACGCCAAAUGAAAGUGAGCAACAAACACAGAGACUUCCUGCCCCCGGAAUUACUGCUGUCCGCCUACUUGGAGCAGAUGAGCUGAUAGGUCUGGAAGACGUCCCACUCAGUGCUCUGACGGCUUCUACGAUCCCCAUAUCUGCUCUCCAUCCACUCAGUCCUCGGCGCACAAACGGGGUGUGUCCCCACCCUCUGACGAGUCUCUGCACUUGUGCAAUGUCCUAACUGGCGGGUGGGUUUGUGUGGAGCCAGUUAGAUCGCUGUUCCCUGCUUCGAGAGAGGAAGUCUUCCCUUGCCCGUCACUGAAGCCCUGCAGGCAUCUCCCGCAGCUGCCACUCUCUUCCUGUCUGGCAAAGCUGGUGUGACUUCCAGCUUCCUCCCCACCCCCGGGGUGCUCCUGGUUCCACCCAAGGCUUCUCCAUACUGCUCCCGGGACCCAGUGGAGGGCACCAUCUCUGCUCCUCGCAGGGGGGCCUGGCAGAGGCCUGCAAGCACCCCCCAGGCAGACCACUCUGUCGGGGGUGGAACCACCUGUUGGACAGCCCAAAACGUCAACCUUCAUCAUGCUCAGGUGUCCAACCCCCACUCAAGGACUGAGGACUCUGCCUCUCUUGAAGCUGGGAGGCUGAGGCCUUUGCUCUGGAUGGGCAGCGUCCUACUGGUUGGAGCAGGUGAGGGGGGUAGGAGCUGACUCCAGGGGUCUCCCCUGCUGCCUGUAGGCUGCUGGGAGGUUAGGAAGUGUCCAUCGACACUGUCAAAUGCAUAUCAGCUGUUGCUGCGACACUGGUCCCUCUUGUCGCGUAGAUGGGAUCUUGAUUGUCUCUCUCCUGCCCCCCAAGCCAUGUUCCGGAUUCAGAAUCCAGCCAGGUUCGGGGCGAUGCUGAAAGUCCUGUUCGCAUAAAAUGGAAUCGUGCUUUUAACCGUGCUGGGGGAACAAGGUCGCUCUUGAAUAGUGAAGAUGGGGCCCUUCAUCUCAGCUCCUUCAGGCCACAUCCUCCCCUCAUUUCUCUGACUCACUGGCCUCUUAGCUUGGCAGGGGGGUUCCAGGACCUGCUGCUGCUGCCAGAUAUGACCAGCCUGCCUAGCCCUGCCUUGGGCGUGGCGCUAUCUCCUGGCAGUAGCUGCGCUCCCUGGAAGCGUGGUUGUCUACACGCCAGCUCAUUUAAACACAACCAACCAACCUGUCCCUGGGGGACUCUGGCUUCCCCCGGGGGGGAGUUUGGAGCAGUAUUUUUGUGACAAAACAGUUCCCUUUCGGCCUUAGCAUUUCAGCUGCUCUGACCUGGCCAUUGAGCAUCUGAAUUGGUCUCAUUCCCCAGCUCAGCAAACACUUCAGCAGGUGCCUAAAGCUUAAGCAUGGGCCGAAGUGCUUUGCUGAAUGUCCAGCAGCUGCCUGGAGCAGAUCACUUGUAAGUUGCAUUUCACAAACCAGGGAGGCAGGGGACUUCCCACAGACUGCAACAGCCUUGCAGGGUCGGGGGUGGGCACUGCUUUGGCUGGUGUCUAACCCUGUUUCCACUCGCUACCCACCACAGAGUUAGCGCUUUAAACCAUCGCAGGCUCAGCCCCGCAGACAAUCCAGUGGCGUACAGGGGGCGGAGAUCCCCCCCGCAAUGCACACAUUAGCACUUGCCUAGCUUCCUCUCUGGAAGGCAGAGGAGUGAAAUAGCCGUGUGAAAAGCUCGACGUGUCCAGGCAGGACUCAGUGCCCCCCUCCCCUCCCCUGCUGGCUGCUUGGUUUUGGACUAGGGAGAGCGACCUCUUUGCUCCGACAGAAGCUCAGAGGAGAAGCUGUCCAGGGAGCCAGCCCCGAGUGGGAGUAACCAGCCCGUAAUUUAGUGGCUCUGUGUAGAUUGGCAUUGAGCAAGCGGCCCCCUGAAGCCGGAUCGCUAUUGUUUAAGCUCUGGGACAGUUACCAGUGAGACCUUUAACACAAAGCUCUGGCUGUCUCUGCAGGGCGGGGGCCUUUUCUAAGGAUAGUGGGUCAUUUAUCCAGGUUUGGGUUUGUGAUUGUGGAAUCGAAGCCAGGCCCCCGGCAGUCCUGCUGCUCGCAAGCGGGGCUGGGUGGUCAGAGCUGAACGUCAGGGCUUGGGCCAC